Messenger RNA from Ichthyophthirius multifiliis, 668 nucleotides. Its product is annotated as Ras family protein, putative. The transcript is spliced from 8 exons. NCBI's taxonomy places the organism in Eukaryota, Ciliophora, Oligohymenophorea, Hymenostomatida. Gene Ontology annotation, molecular function: GTPase activity; GTP binding. The annotation marks the transcript as partial. The record is from RefSeq and is a predicted model, not a curated record.
AUAAUAAAAAAAAUUAUCACAAAAUUUACUAUAUAAUGUAAAGAACAAAUUAUGGUGAAUACGACUAUUUAUUUAAAUUACUAUUGAUUGGAAAUUCAGGAGUAGGAAAAUCAUGUAUGUUAAUGCGUUUUUCUGAAAAUCAAUUCACAAAUAAUUUCUAUAAUACAAUCGGCGUUGAUUUUAAAAUAAAAACUAUUCAACUUAAUGGAAAAAAUAUAAAACUUUAAAUAUGGGAUACAGCCGGAUAAGAUAGAUUUAAGACAAUCACAUGCAGUUAUUAUAGAGGUGCACAUGGAAUAGCUGUAGUAUUUGAUAUAACAGAUAAGCAAUCGUUUGAAAAUGUAAAAGGGUGGAUGGUAGAAAUCGAAAAAUAUGCUCAAGAAAAUGUGUGUAGAAUUUUAGUUGGUAAUAAAACUGAUAUGAAUGAAAAUAGAUAAGUUUAAUAUUAAGAAGGGUAAGAAUUAGCAUAAAUGUAUAAUUUGAAUUAUAUAGAAGUAUCUGCGAAAAGUGGUGAGAAUGUUGAUUAAGUAUUUACUUAAAUGGCAAAACAGAUAAUGGAAAAAUAAGGUGAUAGUUUAUUAAAAAAAUAAAGUUCUAGAGAAUUUAGAAUUGAUUAAAAUAAAAAUUUGAAUUACAAUAAAAAUAAUUAAUAAAAUGAUUAAAAUUUA